Molecule: messenger RNA, 2316 nt
Organism: Malassezia vespertilionis
Lineage: Eukaryota; Fungi; Basidiomycota; Malasseziomycetes; Malasseziales; Malasseziaceae
Gene: MRE11
Product: meiotic recombination
Exons: 3
Coding region: 1-2316 (771 amino acids)
Biological process (GO): mitochondrial double-strand break repair via homologous recombination; meiotic DNA double-strand break formation; mitotic G2 DNA damage checkpoint signaling
Cellular component (GO): Mre11 complex; nucleus
Molecular function (GO): manganese ion binding; endonuclease activity
Source: RefSeq, a predicted model, not a curated record
AUGUCGCCACGGCUGCUGCUCUUUUGGCUUGCUUUGCUUGCGUGCGUCAUUGCUCUGGCACCGCAGCGGCAGGCUGCUUUUCAAGCUCAGGAGCAUGUUGCACUACCGGAUAUCGUAGAUAUCAUGGAGAAAGAGGCGCAUGCGCAGCACAUUGCUUUGGACAGUAUGUUGCGCCCGGUGGCGUCCCGCGUCAAGCCAAAGAGCGAACGCUGGUGGUGGAAUACGUGCGGGGACGACGGGGUUGUCGUGCACGCACGCGAGAUUGAACUGAAUCCGGACCCUCCUGUGAAGGGGCAGAACUUGACCGUGCAUGCGGUCGGUACCGUUGACAGUGCCGUUGAGGUGCAAUGUCCCAUCAAGCCGGGAAACUCAUCCAUGUCGGGCGAGGAAAGAACGGAGCUGGAUGAGUCCAUUCGGUUUCUUUUAGCAUCCGACCUUCACCUCGGCUACCUUGAGCGCGAUCCAGUGCGUGGCCAAGACUCGAUCCAUACAUUUCGCGAAAUACUUGAACUUGCUUAUGCACGAAACGUCGACUUUAUUCUACUCGGAGGCGAUGUAUUCCACGAGAACAAACCUUCGCGCACGACCAUGUUUCAAACCAUGUCACUCUUGCGCGAAUAUACGUUUGGGGACAAACCUAUUCCCAUUGAACUCCUCAGCGAUCCAUACGGUGACCAAGUCAAAGGCGUGUCGUUUCCCGCUGUCAACUACGAAGAUGCGAAUUUGAACGUGAGCAUCCCCCUUUUUUCCAUUCACGGCAAUCAUGAUGAUCCGCAGGGCACAAGCGCAGACGGGCCACUCUCUGCGCUGGACAUUCCUGCCGCUGGUGGCCUGCUCAACUACUUUGGCCGAAUUGAUUUGCCUUCGCGCGACGGAUCGCAGCAGAAACGCAAAGCUGACGACGGGGAUGACAACCUGAUGAAACUAAAGCCAAUUCUUCUGCGCAAGGGCGAUACGCGACUUGCAAUGUACGGGAUUGGGAACAUAAAGGACGAGCGACUUUCGUACGAGCUGAAAAGCAAGCAUGUAUGCAUGUAUCGUCCCUCCGAGGAUCCUGACGCGUGGUUUAAUAUUCUAGUGGUCCAUCAGAACAGGGCAUCCCAUACUCCCCGCGCGCAUAUUCCUGAGAGCGCAUUUGAUGAUGCAGUCAAUCUGGUUGUCUGGGGCCAUGAGCACGAGCAGCGAAUCAUGCCGGAACGUGUGGCAGAAAAGAAUUACUACAUCUCCCAGCCUGGAAGUACUAUUGCGACCAGCUUAACCCCGGGCGAGACUGGCGAUAAAUGUGCCGCAAUUGUGCACGUCUCGCGCAAAGAUUUCAAAAUGGAGCCUUUUGUGUUGCACACGGUGCGUCCGUUUGUGAUGCACGAUAUUGAUUUAAGCGCCGAGGCGGCCAAAACAAAACUAGACCCAACUGACCGUACACAUGUGGCCAAAUUACUGCGCACGCAGAUAGAGUCAUUGAUUACCUUGGCCGCACAGCAAUGGAUUGAGCGCUUUGCGUCUGUCCCCGAAUCAGCACGCCCGUCUCCCAUGGUUCCACUGGUGCGGCUUCGUGUAGCAUACGAGUCAAAACUUCCGCUCGGAAACCUUGCGCGGUUUGGGCAAGAAUUUCGUGGAAGAGUGGCGAACCCCGGUGAUAUUUUGCAGUUGCAGCUAAAGCGUAGAGGCCGCACGCCUGCACAACGAUCCGAGCGUGCUGUGCGACUCGAUAAAGAUAUGCUUCCUGCAGAAAGGCUUGAGCGGGUACAACUAGCUUCGUUGGUGAUGGAAAAUGUCCGUUUACAAAGUUUUGAAAUGCUUAACGUGGCCAAGCUUCAGGAGAGUGUAAUGGGAUACGUCGAGAAAGAUGAGCGCGAUGCUAUUGAGCAUUUUCUUGGGAGCUCGCUUGAAGACGUUGUCAAAGAGCUCGAGCGUGGGACGCUUGACGAGGCGCAGCUGCAACAGCGAUUAGAGCAUAUUAGUACGGCACGGCGUACCGACGCAUAUGCACUCGAAGUGGAUCAUACGGCGAGCCAAGAAGAACGCGCAAUGCACGACGUUGCACAAAGAACGCGCCAGCUUAGCGCGCCCUCUCCUGUACGCGCCACAUCGCCCGCAUUCUCACACCCUGUACGAUCGCCAUCGCCGUCUUUUUCGCCGCCGCGGCCACAACGCCGCAGUGCUGCGCGCUCUGACGCCUCUCCACCUGUGCAGGCACUCCCACCACCCCUUUCCUCCCGUGCAAGCGCGCUAGACGCACUGGUCAAAACGUCGAGGCGCACUACAGGCCGUAACACUAGUCGACGUGCGCGCGCACGGCCUGACGAAUCAUUUUAA